AUGUCCAACCUCAAUGUCGCGAACACGGACCUCGCGGAAGAGAUUGAAGCCAUAAACGCCAUUUACGAACCCGAUACAAUCACAAUCUCAAGCACAUCUCCGUCCUCCGCCGCCUCAACACUAGACCUAGGAGCCUCGACCUCGAACACUACGACAGCAGCAACAACAGUCAAACUCCAAAUCCCGAACCACGCGCACUUAUCCUUCCUCCUUGCAUUCGAAACGAACUACCCAGAUACACCGCCGAAGAUACUAGGGACCGCAUCGACGGCCGCGCGCGGGGAGGGGAAAAUCGCUGUCGACGUGCUGGAGGAUAUACUAGGGCGCACGUACCAGCCCGGCGCGGUGUGUCUUUUCGAUGUUAUAAACGAGGCGACAGAGGUCUUUGAGGAGUUACGCAUUGGAGGAGCUGCCGAUGACACGAAUGGCGCGAAUGCAAGUACGAACGCGAACACAGAAGACCCGUCCGACAGCGUGGACGAUCUAAGUGCAAACGCCGCCUCCCUCACAUUACACGAGAGCUUGGGCCUCUCUGAACCCCCGCCCUGGAUUAUAUCGGACGUGAUUACCGAGAAGAAAUCUGUUUUCGUGGGACGCGCGGCACAUGUUACGAGUUUGGAUCAGGCGAAGGCGUACCUGGACUACUUGCUAGCGAGCGACAAGAAAGUUGCGUCUGCGACGCAUAAUAUCAGCGCGUGGCGGAUCAAGCAGCAGAACAAAGCGUCUAAAGAAGGAGGGAAGGGGUCAUCUAGCGAGAUGAUAAUCCAAGACUGCGAUGACGACGGCGAGACGGCUGCGGGCGGACGACUGCUCCAUCUCAUGCAGCUGAUGGAUGUGUGGGACGUUGUCGUUGUUGUGACGAGGUGGUAUGGCGGUGUUUUGCUGGGCCCGGAUCGAUUUAGGAUUAUCAAUGCUGCUGGGAGAGAUGCCUUGGUGAAGGGUGGAUUUGGGAAGGAGAAGGAAAAUCAAGCUGGUGGUGAGAAGGGCAAGAAGAAGGGGAAGAAGUGA
This is a messenger RNA of Aspergillus mulundensis, 1008 nucleotides long. Its product is annotated as IMPACT family protein. Lineage: Eukaryota; Fungi; Ascomycota; Eurotiomycetes; Eurotiales; Aspergillaceae. Bases 1 to 1008 code for a protein of 335 amino acids. The transcript has a single exon. Gene Ontology annotation, molecular function: protein binding. The record is from RefSeq and is a predicted model, not a curated record. Gene Ontology annotation, biological process: regulation of translational initiation. Gene Ontology annotation, cellular component: cytoplasm.